Bradysia coprophila is the source of this 1225-nucleotide messenger RNA. RefSeq lists its product as uncharacterized. The record is from RefSeq and is a predicted model, not a curated record. Lineage: Eukaryota; Metazoa; Arthropoda; Insecta; Diptera; Sciaridae.
AUAUUAUAGCUCUCGCAUCAGUUCGUUUGUCGACUGCAUUUAGGGAACAUACGAAAUUGAUUUGUUUUGGUUUUAAACUGAAAACUGUGUCUCGAGUACGACCAGAAUGAUUACUUCGAUUCCAAUAGUAGAUCUGGAAAGAAUCUCUUGUACGGAAAAUACUAAUUCUUCUGACUGGGAAGAUGUAGCAAUUAAAAUCAGAGAAAGUUUGCAUGAUGUUGGAUUCAUGUAUUUGAUUAAUCAUGGUGUACCGCAGGAAGUGAUUGCGGAUAACUUCAAGAUUAGUGAAACGUUCUUCACACUCCCCAGAGAAGCCAAAAUGAAAUACAAAAAGAAUUUGAAAAAAAGUCGAAAUGGUUGGGUGGAACCAGGCGAGGAGCUACUUCAUCCUGAUUCAAAAUUUGAGUACCGUGAAUGCUUUGAUAUCAUCAGGAAAAAACCAGUCUAUCCGAACGAUGACAUUCUAGCAUUUGAAUCAACAAACACGAAGCUACAGUUCCAUUGCCAAAAGCUGAUCAGAAAUCUUCUAAAACUUCUCGCUCUAUCAUUAAAGCUAGACGACCACGAGUAUUUUGUUAAGUGCUGCCGUCAUUUGGAUAAUCCAGAAACAGACAACGAGUGUGAUUUCAGUAUGAUUCACUAUCCUCCUAUUCACUCAGAUACAGUUCUCCCACCGGACACAAUCCGAUGUGCUGAGCACACAGAUUAUGAAAUUCUCACGCUGCUUUUCCAAAAUGAAAUUGGUGGUCUUGAGAUAAAAUUAACAGACGGCAACUGGAUUGCUGCUGAUCCCAUUUCCAACUCGAUUCUAGUCAACACAGGCGAUUUAUUAGAAGUUUGGACGAACAAGUUUUAUCCAGCAACGCUUCAUCGAGUUGUCAUACCAAAGACGGCAGAGGAACGACGAAAGCCUCGCUACUCAUUUGCUUACUUUAUUGCACCCGAUAAUCGAACAAUUAUUCAACCACUUGAAUCGGAAGUCAUUCCACAUGAUGCAAUAUAUAGUGCAUCUGAGAAAACGUUUACUGCCUAUGAGCAUAUCAUGGAACGGGUUAACACAGCUUACGGUGUGAAAGUUAAUAAAUAAUAGAAAAUUGGCAGUGUUGUCUUCAAAGAUAUUCUGAAUUGUUAACUCAACGUAUUAAAUCGAUCGAUUUGUUUAUUCAACCAGCCGUGGAAGAAGAGGAAACACAUUAAAUAAAGAGGAGCGUAACAUGAAAUCUGA